CGCCUCUCCUUUGCAGUCUCCACGCCAUUUCCACAAGCCACAACACAAAUCCUCUCAAGCACACAAAAAUGGCCUCAACAGCUCUCUCAAGCGCCAUCGUCGGAACAUCCUUCCUCCGCCGCCAAACAACUCCCAUCAGCCUCCGUUCCCUCCCCUCAGCCAACACUCAAUCCCUCUUCGGUCUCAAAUCAGGCACCGCACGCGGCGGACGCGUCACCGCCAUGGCUACAUACAAGGUCAAGUUCAUCACUCCAGAAGGUGAGCAAGAGGUUGAGUGCGACGACGACGUCUACGUCCUCGACGCUGCGGAGGAAGCCGGGAUCGACUUGCCUUACUCUUGCCGUGCUGGUUCGUGCUCAAGCUGUGCCGGCAAAGUUGUGUCUGGAUUUGUUGACCAGUCUGACCAGAGUUUCCUCGAUGAUGACCAGAUUGCUGCAGGGUUUGUUCUCACUUGUGCGGCUUAUCCUACCUCUGAUGUUACCAUUGAGACCCACAGAGAAGAUGACAUUGUUUAAAACAAAAGCUCCAUAACAUGCUUUUGAUGGUUUCAUAAUCAUUGUCUUUACAUUUUGGGUUGAGUUUGUUGCUACUUAGUAAAAUCUAUUGUUGUCUGUUGUAAUUUUUCUUGCUUUGGCCCACCUUUUGGUAAGAUCAAUGGAUAACAGUGUAAACUAUGAUCAUGCAAAUUCUGGAAAACUUUUGAUGAGAAUCAAACAUUAUCUUUAAACA
Brassica rapa (field mustard) is the source of this 729-nucleotide messenger RNA. RefSeq names its product ferredoxin, leaf L-A. Gene Ontology annotation, molecular function: 2 iron, 2 sulfur cluster binding; electron transfer activity. Gene Ontology annotation, biological process: electron transport chain. NCBI's taxonomy places the organism in Eukaryota, Viridiplantae, Streptophyta, Magnoliopsida, Brassicales, Brassicaceae. The record is from RefSeq and is a predicted model, not a curated record. Gene Ontology annotation, cellular component: chloroplast stroma.